This is a messenger RNA of Phyllopteryx taeniolatus (common seadragon), 6170 nucleotides long. RefSeq names its product sarcolemma associated protein a (gene slmapa). Gene Ontology annotation, biological process: regulation of membrane depolarization during cardiac muscle cell action potential; regulation of voltage-gated sodium channel activity; protein localization to plasma membrane. The transcript is spliced from 26 exons. Gene Ontology annotation, molecular function: protein binding. Lineage: Eukaryota; Metazoa; Chordata; Actinopteri; Syngnathiformes; Syngnathidae. The record is from RefSeq and is a predicted model, not a curated record. Bases 1154 to 3847 code for a protein of 897 amino acids.
UGUGAACGCACCACCGCUAGUCGACUCUCUGGUUCCACUAUGGCGGCCGCUGUGACUCGCGGAGGAGGACAACUUCUACAUUCCGACCAGGAAACUGCACCGAGGCGACGGCAAUAAGUUGGAGACGCGAGGCAGCCGGAGCGAGGGAAGCGGCGGGGAUUUUCCGUGGAUCCGAGCAGGGGGUGCUGAAGAAGAAACUCCCUCCCCGGUUGUUAUUUUUCCGCCGACUGUCACUUAGCCGGUUAGCCGCUAAAGCUAAGGCAGCUCAGCGAGUCGCUAGUGGCCCAACGUCGGGGUUUAGCGCCUUGCGAGGGCGACGAACAUGGCAUUUCGUUCCCACUCGGUAAGCGAGCUGGUCGGCAAGGGUGCGCUGAGAGCGUUCCGAGGCCCGCGUGAUAAGUUAGGGAGCGCUCAGUAGCCUAGCCGCGUUAGCGCUUCACUUGUCCACUACUACUCGCGAGCUAUCCAAUUAGCAUUCCCUCCUGUAGUUUGCACUGCUAAUCCCGACCAGUGGGUGUUUUCUUUUUUUUGAAUUGGUUCAACGGGGCUUACGGACCGAAUUGGUUUAACGCCUCAACUUGGCAAACACUUUGAUUCUGUAACUGUGCGUUCCAGCCCUUCUUACUGUUGGUGGCUUGUGUCUCCGAAGCAGUGCGAAUUGCAAACCUUCCCCCUCUUACCUACAUAUAAAUAUACAAAAACAAACAAACGAGUGAAUUGUGUGUGCAGUUAAUGUUAGCCUAGAAUAGCCGGUAUUGACUUUUCCUUACACAGAUUUAUGGUCGCCACACGAAAGUCAUCAAGAUCCCAUUUGAAGUCUCUCCUUGCUUCAGUACUGGAAUAGUUUGAUGGACGUGGGAGGCUGUUUGCCAGACUGUCCCUUCUAUACCAAGUCAUGUAUGUCCUGGCACAUGGCGCCCUUCUCAUGGACGGGCAUCGUUUUUCUACCUGAGCCGUGCACAGUGGACGAUGUUUAUUAGUUAGUGCCGCGCCCCCUCCCAAAAGAAGCAAGAGACUAACCGCAGGUCCUGUGCGCAAGCCCCAGAUACUGUCGAGUGUUCGUUCGGGGGAUUGGAACGAGACGCCCGCCACUCUGGAUCAAGAAAACCUGUCCCUCGCAUCCGGUUGGAGUAACACUCUUAAGCCAAAAUCAAUGCCUUCAGCGCUGGCUGUGUUCGCCUGCCGACCCAACUCGCACCCAUUCCAGGAGAGGCAUGUGUACCUGGACGAGCCCGUCAAGAUCGGCCGGUCGGUGGCUCGCUGCCGGCCGGCCCCGAACAACGCCACCUUCGACUGCAAGGUGCUGUCCAGGAACCACGCCCUGGUCUGGUUCGACCACAAGACUGGCAAGUUCUACCUGCAGGACACUAAAAGCAGCAAUGGCACCUUCAUCAACAGCCAACGGUUGAGUCGGGGCUCGGAGGAGAGCCCGCCCUGCGAGGUCCUCUCGGGAGACACCAUCCAGUUUGGCGUGGACGUGACGGAGAACACACGCAAAGUCACACAUGGCUGCAUCGUGUCAACAAUCAAACUCUUCCUGCCUGAUGGGAUGGAGGGACGCCGACGAAGCGAUGUCAUCCAGGCUCCGCUGCCGCUGCCUGUAGACAAGGUUGCAGCCAACACCCCCAGUAUGUAUUCUCAGGAACUGUUCCAGCUCUCCCAGUAUCUGCAGGAGGCCUUACACAGAGAGCAGAUGCUGGAGCAGAAGCUCGCCACGCUGCAACGUCUGCUCACCUCCACUCAGGAGGCCUCAGAGAGCAGCUGGCAGGCUCUGAUUGACGAAGACCGUCUGCUGUCCAGACUGGAGGUGAUGGGCAGUCAGCUGCAGGCCUACUCCAAGUCUCAGACGGAGGAUGGCAUUCGUAAGGAGCUGCUGGCCCUGCAGGAGGACAAACACAACUACGAGACCACGGCCAAGGAGUCUCUCCGGAGGGUCCUGCAGGAGAAGAUCGAGGUGGUCAGGAAGCUGUCGGAGGUGGAGCGCACGCUCGGCAACACUGAGGACGAGUGCACGCACCUGAAGGAAAUGUCCGAGCGGGGCCAAGAAGAGCUGAGGGAGCUGGCCAACAAGUACAAUGCUGCUGUCAAUGAGAUCAAAGAGCUCACCGACAAAAUCAAGGCAGCGGAGGGCCGUCAAGAGGAGCUGACCCAGCGGGGAGCGUCGGAGAAGAGGGAGCUGCAGCUGCGCAUCGAGGAGAUGGAGGAGAAGGAGCAGGUUCUCCAGGCUCGCAUCGAGGCGCUGCAAGCUGACAACGACUUCACCAACGAGAGGCUCGCUGCUCUGCAGGUGCGCUUAGAGCAGCUCCAGGAGAAAAGCGUUAAGGAAAACAGCAGCCUGGAUGAAGACGAGGCCUCCCUCAGUGCGGCGGCGGCGGCGGCCGAGGAGCGGCCCGUCGAGGACGAGCCGAACCCGCGGCCCCCGCGGAGCUGCGUGGAAGAGGAGGAUGAGGACGAUGAGGAUACGGAUACUGACGAUGGUGCAGCUGGAGAUUUGGAUGACAACUUUCACGUUAACAACAGCGGAGGAGACACCACUCGAAUCCAACAGUUGAUCGAGUGUCCGCCAGUGAAGCAGCUGAAGGAAGCUGUCAGUUCGUCUAUCCACAAACUGGCAAACUUUGAUGAUGCCCACCUACAGAACAACCAGACAGCAGGAGACGACAUCCUGACCGGCCCGGAUCGACUCAAAGGAAACCAGAUGGAUGCCAAAGAGUCGGACAUGUCGGAUACGCUGAGUCCCAGCAAAGACCGCAGCAGUGAUGACACAUCAGACGGCAACAUGGACGACCAGGACCUCAACGAACCGCUCAACAGAGUAGCUCUGCUCAAAGCCGAGUUGCAUCGGGCUGGCUUGGAGCCCGGCGACACGGAGCAGGUCAUCCACCACCUGCACAGGGAGCUUCUGGAGGCCCAGGAAUUAGCCAACACCGGCAAGCAGAAGUGUCUGGAGCUUCAAGCUCUGCUGGAGGAGGAGAGGCGGAAUAACUCUCAGCAGACUGAGGAGUCGACGAGACAGAUCCAGUACCUGCAGACUCAACUUGGGAAGCUGCAGGCCGACAUGGAGGCUCUGAGGGAGCAGAGGGAGAACACCAUCUGUAGCACAAGAGAGGACCUCUACUCCGCCCAGGAGGAGAUCCUCGUCCUGCGGCACGCCGUGGAGGCGGCCACGGCCGAGCGGGAGCGCGACAUCGCCGCCCUGCAGCAGGACCUGGGCGGCGUGCGCUGCGAGCUGGAGCGCUGGAGGAGCACGGCCGCCAAGUACGAGGAGGAGAUCGGCCGUCUGCAGGAGGACUUUGCGCAGCAGCAGCUGCAACGCAACAACACCAGUCAGCUGCAGGCGGAAUGUGCGGCAUUGCGGCAGCGGUGUGCGUCUUUGCAGCAGGACUGUGACGGCCUGAGGGAGGAGAAGACAACUCUCGCGGACAAGCUGCACCGCCUGGAGGCCGAGCUGUGCAGCACAAGGGCUCAGAGUCUGUUCCUCAGCAGCAGUCUGGAGUCCCUGGAGAAGCGGGACGAGGUUCUGCGGGGAAAGCUGGGCUCGCUGGAGAACCGGCACCUGCAGGACGAGAGCCGGCUGAAGAUCCAGCUGGACCGCGCCCAGGACCGCACGCACACUCUGCAGAAAGAGUAUGAAGACACACAGUCGCAGCUGUCGGACCUCCGUCAGCGCUACGAGAGAACGGAGCAGGAGAAGACCAACAUCCACCAGGAGCUGGAGCAGUGCAGGAGCAACCUGAAGCUGCUGCAGGACAAGAACAGCUCUCCAUCCAUACUGCAGCCUGUCCAAGCCAUAUUCAUGGGUCUUGUCCUGGCUCUGAUCUACUGGUGUUUCGGCCAGUUGUGGUAGAAAGGGCGGCUGGAGCCCCUGGAUGCCGGUCGUCGCAGUGAUGGUCGCCGUGACGGCAGCCAUCAUCUACCCCAACCUCUCCAAGAGCAGCUCGGCCUGAAGCACUCGGCCUCGCGCACUCGCACACGCACACGCGCACACACACGGUGUAGUGGGGUUUACUUGCGUGGGCCAGACAAAAUGUCGCCGUGAUUAAGGUUGGACGUUAACGAUGGUGCCACACAAUCCUACAAAGACAAGAGCAUGUACACACACACACACACACACACAGAGGCGUGCGUUGUUUGUGAGGAGUGCGCCCCUGCUUUACUUGUAUAAAGUCAAAUUGUACAUAAUUGUAGAGGGAAUAUAAAAGGUUUUGGUUUGUCACAGAUUUAUUUUGUCAAGCGUCGGGAAGUUUAGUUUAUUAGUUUUUGGGGGUUUUUUUUGUCAUUUUUAAUAACGCGUGCUCUUCUCUCACAGCUGCGGUGUUUGAAUUUUUUUAUUUUUCGGUGUUUGUUUUUGUCAAAUUGCAGUCAAGCGGGUUGAGCUUCCACACACAAAACGCUGCGCGGCGUCACAAUGUUUGCACCGUGUCACCUUUUAUCCACCAAAGAGCUAACUUGUUUUUUUUGUUGUUUGUUAGUUUUUGUUUUUUUUAACACGUGAAGUUUGUUUUGGGGGGUUUUACUCAUGUCCCAAAAUUUCCGCACACUCAGCCCAAAUAGUCGAUUGGCUUCAGUUUGCCGGCCACUAACAUUUUCACCAAAUAUGUCGUCGCUGUCCGGUAAACAAUGUGAAUUUUUGUGCAUAUCGCUUCUAUCGUAAAAAUAUAAAAUGUCUCGAAAAAAAUUGUGAUGCGUUAAUUUGGUUGCUCGCAUAAAAUGCAAACACAUAAAAAAUAGCUUUGGAUUCAAAGAAACGACGACAAAAAAUGGGAAGUUUGGUGAUUUUAUUGGGCAGCGACGACAUGCUAACACAAGACGUACGACGAAUGCGUGCGUUUGGGGUUGGUCUCGUUUUUGGUCGCAAACUCACUUUGAGUCGGUAAGCCUCCAAAAGGAAUGAUUUUCUGUGUGUCUGUAAUUUCACCGUAAAAACAAAACAACAAAAACAUUGCGAUGUGCACGAUUGUGGUUCCUAACACAAAUGCUAACACGUUAUCUGGAAAACAACCCAAAACUGUUUGUUUCCGAUAAAAAGCAAGAAAAAAUGUACAAACUGUAGCUUGGUGAUUGCUUGUCGUGUUUUUCAUCGUUUUGAGUUGGUUUGUGGAAGCUCGGCUCUGCUCACAUUUGCCAUGUUUAACCACGUCUGUUUUUUUAUUUUAUUUUAUUUUUUUGGGGGGAUGGAGCGCUUUUGAAACUUGAAACCAAAUUAUCAAAUAUGGUUUUAAAAAAAAAAAAAAAAAGUGUUUUUUUAUGUUAACUUUGAGGGCACACAAAAAGGGGGUCAAAGUGCCUCAAAUGUAACUUAACACCGCAAUUUGUGUGUGUACGUGCACACAACCUCACGCACACGAUUGUCACUGUUGGUGUUUUCCGCACUUCGGUCUUCAAUAGCAAGUAAAAAAUAAUAAUAAUAAUAAUAAUUCACAUCACGUCAACUUCAUGUCACCUUUGUCAAGUUUGUGGUCACUUGCAGUCAAAUUUUGGUAGCUUGCCCUCAACUUUUUCAGCUUAUCAACUGACUGUCAAUGUUGUCAAGUUCGUGUCGACGUUCGUCAACUUUUCCGACAAAUUCAUAUUGAAUUUGUAAACUUACUGUCAGGUUUUUCCACUUACGGUCAAGUGUGUCAAUUUCACGUCUGCUUUACUGGCAACUUGCCGACAACUUCUUUGACGUUGUCAACGUUUUGUCAUUUUCAUGUCAACUGCUGGCAACUUCGCAUUCACUUUGUCAACUUCCUGUUAAAUUCAAGUCAGCUUGACGAGCUUUUUUGGCAAGGUUUUUGUCAACUUCCUAUCAAAUGUAAACGUCCCAUCAACGUUCAUUUCAACUUGCUGUCCACGUUGUCAAAUUGACAUCAACUUUGUGUGAACUUCAUGUCAACUUGCCUCCGAAAUCCAAACGCCAAAAUUUCAUGUCAACAAAAGGACCUUUAGCCGUAGCACCUUAGCAUGAGCGCGGCCAUUUUUUUUUUUUUAAGCGCACACAAGUUUUUGUGUGUGUGCGUGCGUGUGCGGUGAGUUGUGUAGCGCCGUGUGUCACUGUUUGUGUAGCGUCUCGUCACAUCCGUGUUUGAAAAGAAGAAAAUAAAGGAACAAGUAUCACGAGAAACACAACAGUAUGCGAAGAGAGAGUGAGAGAAAAUUGUAAGAUAAAUAAAAAUGCUAUUGAAUGA